UGAGGAGACUUUUUCAUUUCGUUCCAGCAAAUACAUCCUUCAAACUGCUGGCUUUGAUGCCCGUUUUCCCAACACGAAUCAAACCAGGCAUUGCUACCAAAACUAUACGGACUAUUUCAAAUGUGUUGCUGCUAAGGGAGAAGACUUCGCGCCCUGCAAGCAGUUUAAGAGGGCCUACAAUUCCCUUUGUCCUAGUGAACUUAUACUCACGUUGAUCCAGAUAAGCAAAUUUGAUGAGCAGAGGGAAAGCGGGACAUUCCCAGCCUCAUUGGAGCCUUGA
Molecule: messenger RNA, 280 nt
Organism: Serpula lacrymans var. lacrymans S7.9
Lineage: Eukaryota; Fungi; Basidiomycota; Agaricomycetes; Boletales; Serpulaceae
Gene: COX6B
Product: subunit VIb of cytochrome c oxidase,COX6B
Exons: 4
Cellular component (GO): respiratory chain complex IV; mitochondrion
Source: RefSeq, a predicted model, not a curated record